Messenger RNA from Chroicocephalus ridibundus (black-headed gull), 1259 nucleotides. It is a transcript of the gene PCLAF, whose product is annotated as PCNA clamp associated factor. Gene Ontology annotation, cellular component: nucleus. The record is from RefSeq and is a predicted model, not a curated record. The transcript has 4 exons. Gene Ontology annotation, molecular function: chromatin binding. Gene Ontology annotation, biological process: translesion synthesis; regulation of cell cycle. NCBI's taxonomy places the organism in Eukaryota, Metazoa, Chordata, Aves, Charadriiformes, Laridae. Bases 564 to 902 code for a protein of 112 amino acids.
UGAGAGAGUUAGGGGUGUUCAGCCUGGAGAAGAGAAGGCUCCGGGGAGACCUUAGAGCCCCUUCCAGUACCUGAAGGGGGCCUACAGGAAAGCUGGGGAGGGGCUGUUUGCAAGGGCACGUAGCGAUAGGACGAGGGGCAAUGGUUUAAACUAGAGCAGGGCAGGUUUAGAUUAGACAUUAGGAAGAAGUUCUUUCCAAUGAGGGUGGUGAGACACUGGCCCAGGUUGCCCAGAGAGGUGGUGGAGGCCCCAUCCCUGGAGACGUUCAAGGCCAGGCUGGAUGAGGCUCUGAGCAACCUGAUGUAGUUGAAGCUGUCCCUGCUGACUGCAGGGGGGUGGGACUAGAUGGCCUUUAGAGGUCCCUUCACACCCAACACAUUCUGUGAUUCUAUCUAUGAUACGUGCCAGCACCACAAAAAAGAACGGAAUGGAGAAUCACACGGGGAUGGGGCUGAGGGGACGGACCCCGCUGGGGCCGCGCCGCGCUGCCAUUGGCGGGCGCUGGCCAAUGGCGUUUCCCCGCGGGCGGCGGCGGUAGCAGCGGCGCGAGGCGAGCGUCGGGGAUGGCGCGGACGAAGGCGUGCGGCGGGGCCGGGCGCAAAGUGCUGGUCGCCAGGGCUCCCCGGAAGGUGCUGGGCUGCAGCAGCCUCAAUGCGGGACCGUCGCCGGCCGCCAAGAAAGGCGAGGGCCGGCGUGUCGGGGGGAACCCGGUGUGCCCGAGGCCCGUCCCCGCCUGGCAGAAGGGCAUCGGCGCGUUCCUGCGGCUGCCGCAGAAGGAGAACCGGGAGCCCGGCGGAGGGGCGGCGGAGAGCAGCGGGCUGGGGCCGGCCGCUACGAAAGCUCCCCCCCUGCCAUCAGAUCCUGCAGAAGACGGCGAGUCCUCUGAGGAAGAGCACGCAUGACCUGACCCUGACUUUGAUGAUAAACUGUGUGUCUCCCAUACUCGAGUUGUUAUUUGUAUAGUUUUUUACAAGGUGUACAACAAGCUUAUGUUCAGCUGUUGUACAGAACUCAAAGCAUGUCUGAGAGACUGCAAGAACAUUUUUGCAAAAUUAUGGUGAAUUUAAUAUAUACUUUUUGAAGCUUAGCAUUCAGUAUAAGUCACCGUUUUAAUUUUUAUCUUGGUUUCCUUGAUUUCGUCAGUGACUCCUGCGUACCAUGCAGCUUUUAUCUUUCGAUUGCCUUGUCCAAGACUUGCAUGAUUGUGCUUGUUCUGCUUUUAAAAAGCACUUUUCUAAUACACUGAAACAUUCUGAGAA